AUGCUUAGUCGUCAUAUUGUACAAUUAAGAGUCAUACAACCUAGACUGCUAGUAUCUUUAAUGUUCGGAACUCAUUCCAAAACAUGCCCUGCCAAUAAACCUAAGGUAUGUCCUGGUGCCGGCGGCCUCAAGAAGAAGGGACAGAAGGGUAUAAAAGGCAUAAAGGGUGGCGGUGUUUGUGAUGGCCUCAAACGUGGCUCCGUCUCCGGAGGCGCUGAAGGCGAAUCAACCACAGGAAUAAAACGAGCUCUGAAACCUGGAAAAUGUCGCAUGGGGCUCAUACCAGAGGAAUGGUUCCUUUUCUUUAAACCAAUGACUGGUGUUUCUGGUCCCUACAUUUUUAUGCUAGUACUUGGAAACUACUUAGUGAGUAAAGAAAUCUUCAUUAUGGAACACGAAUAUUACUUAGGUUUGUCAAUCGCCACUGUUCUUUAUAUUAUUACUACCAGAUUCGGUAAGUUGAUCGGCCAAUCAUUGGAUAAAGGAGUGGAUGCAAUAGCUAAUGAGUAUGAAAAAACAAGGAAUGACGAAAUAGCAGAAUUUAAAAAAAUUGCUUCUGACGCUGCAAUGGCCAAGUGGAGAGCCGAGGGACAAAAAGAGCUGAUGGAUGCUAAAAAAGAAAAUAUAGCUAUGCAGCUUGAAGCAUUUUAUAGGGAGAGGGUAAUGAGUGUUUACCAACAGGUACGGGGUCGUAUGGAAUACCACGUGAAGCGACACAAGACGAUAACUCGGAUUCAUCAAAGGUGGAUGGUUAAAUGGAUUAUGGCUCAAGUUCACAAAUCUAUAACACCUCAACUCAAACAACAGGCGCUUGCCAACGCUAUACAGGAGUUGAAUGCCAUAGCUGCUAAAGUAAAAUAG
Trichoplusia ni (cabbage looper) is the source of this 861-nucleotide messenger RNA. Its product is annotated as ATP synthase subunit b, mitochondrial-like. Bases 1 to 861 code for a protein of 286 amino acids. Gene Ontology annotation, molecular function: proton transmembrane transporter activity. Lineage: Eukaryota; Metazoa; Arthropoda; Insecta; Lepidoptera; Noctuidae. Gene Ontology annotation, biological process: proton motive force-driven ATP synthesis. The record is from RefSeq and is a predicted model, not a curated record. The transcript has a single exon.